UGUCAGAAUCAAACAUCUGGAUUUACAACUGUUUCUAAUUACUUGACUGACUAGACUGUAAACUUAGGCUCUGGCAUUAGAGUCCCUCCUAGAGAGCUGCCCAAAUCCUUACAGGCAGCUAAUCAAAGGCACUGUGCAGGAGGAUAGCUUGUGAGCCGGUUUUGGCCAGCUUUGAGCCCUGGAGCUCCAGUGUGAGCUGUGCUUUAGAAAAGAAGACCUGCAAGUGCUGUCUGGAGUCUGUAGAAAACUCUUCUCACUAGAUCAAGUAUGCAUGCUGAAGCUUUGGUCAACUUUGUGUGGGCUUCUGUCUUCUUCAGCGUUGUAGCCGCUGUGCCGCAGAACCUCAAAAGUAUAUCCUCACCCACAAAAUGUAGAUUUUCAACUUCUGCUUCAGAAAGCCGUUGCAGGACUACAGAUGGCUUAAUUUGCAGUGGCCGAGGAAAAUGUGAUUGUGGGGUAUGCAUAUGUGAAGUGAAGGAACCCGGAAAAUAUUAUGGGCCUUUAUGCGAGUGCCAUGACUGGGUCUGUCACACUUAUGAUGGACACGUUUGUGGAGGCCAUGGAACUUGUGACUGUGGAAAAUGUCAAUGUGAAGCUGGAUGGUCCGGAGAAGCUUGUCAGUACCCAACUACAUGUGACCUGACACGAAAGCAAAGUAACGAGAUGUGUAAGAAUUCACAAGGAGUCAUUUGUUCAAAUGCAGGUACCUGCCAGUGUGGUAGAUGUAAAUGUGGGAACUCAGAAAACAAUGGACUCAUCUAUGGAAAAUUUUGUGAAUGCGAUGACAGAGAAUGCAUUGAUGAUGAAACUGGAGAAAUUUGCGGAGGCCACGGGAAGUGUUACUGUGGAAACUGUUACUGCGAGGCUGGUUGGCAUGGCGAUAAAUGUGAAUUCCAGUGUGACAUCAGCCCAUGGGAGAUUAAGAAAAGAUGUACAUCUCCAGAUGGCAAAAUCUGCAGCAACAGAGGAACGUGUGUAUGUGGCGAAUGCACCUGCCAUGAUGUGGAUCCAACAGGUGACUGGGGAGAUAUCCAUGGUGACACCUGUGAGUGUGAUGAAAGGAACUGCAAAUCUGUGUAUGACAGGUACUCUGAUGACUUCUGCUCAGGUCAUGGGCAAUGUAACUGUGGGCGAUGUGAUUGCAAAGAAGGAUGGACUGGAAGGAAAUGUGAACACCCACGGUCCUGUGCUCUGUCGAUAGAUGAAAGCAAGAAAAAAUGCCAGGGAAGCUCUUCUCAACCAUGUUCUGGACGAGGAAAGUGUGAGUGCGGCCAGUGUACUUGUUUCCCACCUGGAGAUAGCAGGGUCUAUGGAAAGCAAUGUGAAUGUGAUGAUCGACAGUGUGAAGACCUAGAAGGGAAGAUCUUCGGAAUAUAA
Rana temporaria (common frog) is the source of this 1377-nucleotide messenger RNA. Its product is annotated as integrin beta-like protein 1. Gene Ontology annotation, cellular component: focal adhesion; integrin complex; cell surface. The transcript has 8 exons. The record is from RefSeq and is a predicted model, not a curated record. Gene Ontology annotation, biological process: cell-matrix adhesion; cell migration; cell adhesion mediated by integrin. Gene Ontology annotation, molecular function: integrin binding. Bases 268 to 1377 code for a protein of 369 amino acids. Lineage: Eukaryota; Metazoa; Chordata; Amphibia; Anura; Ranidae.